AUGUCCGCUCCUUCCAUCACCAACUUCAUCGUCAAGCGCCCAUGGCUCAAGCGCUGGAUGACGCCACUCGCCCAGUGGUACACCGACGCCGCCGGCUACAGAAGACUUGGUCUUAAGGCCGACGACCUGAUCCCCGAGGAGAGCGACGUUGUUCAGACUGCUCUCAAGCGUCUCCCUCCCAAGGAGGCCUACGACCGCAUCUUCCGUAUCCGCAGAGCAUUCCAGUGCUCCGUCUCUCACACCCUUCUCCCCCCUGCUGAGCAGACCAAGCCCGAGGAGGAUGUUGAGUACCUGAGCCCCAUCAUCCGCGAGAUCGAGAAGGAGAAGAAGGAGCGUGAAGAUCUCGACACCCUCGUCGUCCGCCGGUAA
Messenger RNA from Aspergillus uvarum CBS 121591, 369 nucleotides. Its product is annotated as ubiquinol--cytochrome-c reductase subunit 7. The record is from RefSeq and is a predicted model, not a curated record. The coding region runs from base 1 to 369 and encodes 122 amino acids. Gene Ontology annotation, biological process: mitochondrial electron transport, ubiquinol to cytochrome c. NCBI's taxonomy places the organism in Eukaryota, Fungi, Ascomycota, Eurotiomycetes, Eurotiales, Aspergillaceae. The transcript is spliced from 4 exons.